UACCUGUGGUGGUCAGCGGCUGUCGUCAAUCAACACAACAUAAUAAAAUGGCGGCAGAUUUUGAAGACAUCACAGCAAAUCUACCAACUUUACAAUUUGAAGCUGCUCUGGCGCCGCAGGAAAAGGAGCUACUGUAUUUACGGGCUCGAAGUCAUGCGUUGACCUCAUCCGUUUGUGCUCAAGCGGCGUUUCUUGUGGCAGUUAUGAAUGAUGCAAGGCAGAAGAUUAUAGAACAAAAAUCUCCUACCAAGAAAAAGUCAUCUAAGUUUCUUCAAGAGGCACCAAAAAGAGAUCCCUUGUUCAUUGGCAUUAUUGGUUGUGGCAGGUUGGGAAAGCAGCUUGCCAACACACUUUUAAAAUUCUCUGAUGUGCAGCCAGAUGAGCUGUUUAUUUCAACCCGUCGACCUGAAACCCUGUCCUCACUGCAGAGCAAAGGAGUGCACUGUGGCUUUGAUAAUCCAAGGGUCUGUGCUACUGUGGACCUUCUUUUCAUAGCAUGCCUUCCAUCACAAUUCUCCACUGUAGCCAAGGAAAUCAAAGGUCACUUGGAGUGCCCAGUCUAUGUUCUUGUUGGAGCUUUACCACUUGCAAGAGUAUGCCAAGUGCUUGAGUAUGAUCAAGUCAUUAAACCCGAACUUUCCUGGGAUAACAGCAAGCAAGACUUUUCACUAAAAAACUGCAGCAAAGAUGUCAUUGAAAUGCUUGGAGACCCAGCUUACUGUGAGAUGACAUGUCCUCUUCAAUUAGACCUGGAUGAUCCCGUAGUUCAGACAGACGCCCAGUGGGGUGUUAUUGCACUGUUCAUGUUCAUCAACAUGUGCACAAUGAAAGGGUUGGUGAAGGCCGAGGUGGUCAGAUUUUGUAACACCAUUGUCCUGGGUUGGGGCCCCACGGACAACAUGGGCGACGCGCUUACCGUAGCUGAUGUCAUGGCAGAUGUGCCAAUCUUCGCGAUGAAGGAUGACCUUAAAAAUGAUGAGUGUUUUCCAUUGUUUGACCUUGGUCUUGUAAGCAAGCGGGAGAGUAAUGUGGGUAGAAGACUUACCCAGUUGGACGGGGUCGUAAGACGGAUGUUCAUCAAGAGAUACAAGGCUAUUUUUGACAAAUUCCAGUACUGGAAAGGAAUUUCUACGAACUGAGCUUAUUCAGCAUCUGAGCAGGGGUCUAUAUGACGUUGAUUGCUACAAUAACAUAGUCCAAACAAUAGCCAACAGAUAUUAAAAAGGCAUUACGAAUGAGUUGGGCGUAUAAAUAUAUGAAAAACAAACUCAUUUCUGUAUUGUUGUCUAUUUUCUCGGCAGGAAAGCCGUACUGGGAGGUUAUAAUAAUUUGGGCGGUAGGUUUAGAGAUGUUUACUUUUCGCUUGCUGCAACAAAAGAGAGCAAGUGUUUUUCUUAAAGUUAAUGCUUCGUUAUUUUAACUAAGCCAAGGGUAUAUUUGACAUAUUUAAUUUCUCGGCGUAACAGUAAAAAGAUUUAACAAAAACUACGAUGGAAAACUGUGCAUGAUGUGCGAAAAGAUCUUGUUCACUUGUCCUUUUAUCGUCUUAAGGACUCACUGGAGCCUUAUUAAGAGAGUUUUUUAAACACCUUAAGCAAACAUGAUUAAGCCAUCAAGAUCAAACAAAUAGCAAUCCGAUCCAUAUCAAUUCGGCAUUGGUAACUUCAUCUAGCCCAUUUACCUCAUUUUUUUAACAAAUGCUUUCCCUAUCCCAAGCCUGAAAGAUACAGUAACAUGGCUACUUUUUUGUAGCGAUCUUGGAGCAAAAUUUCAGUGUUUUAAACAUCAAAAAAGGUUGCCAGGCCAACUGGAAACUUCCCCCGGUAACCCCAAAUGAGUACUCUCUCGAUACAGUAGCAUGCGGCAGCUGUACAACUGCAAUUUGGCCAACUCGAGUUCAGAUGAGCUCUACUUAGCCCUUUUGAGGACAUCUUUCCAGGUGGGGUCUUCUAACGGCGCAUGUAUUUGUGCAGCAAGCUUUAGCUCGACGACAUGUAUCCUCCCAGUAGAAUGGCUUUCUGAAAGCGUACCCUCUAGUAAACUGUCCAAUCACAUUUAAGCGUAGCCCAGGCUUCGUUAAAAACUAGGACCAGGCUGGAACUUUUGUUUUGCAUCAGGAAAGCUUAACAUUUGAGGAUCUACGUCUUUAACAAAGACUAUGUAACAUGGGUGCACCUUAACUGAAGGUUGAACUUAGGCAUGUAAUGUACCGACGUGGGGAUAUCUACUUGAAGCUAAAGGCUCCUUUAGGAGGGGAUAAGUCCCCAAUAUUGCUAAAAAAGACACGAAAUUCGAGUGUAAACAAUCCAGUAGAUUUAGUACACUUUGAGUAUUCUAAUAGGUUGCCUCUAUCAGCCAUCCUUUCAAUUUCGCUAAUGAAACCCUACAUUUUCAUAUCCUACAUACAAGAAGUAGUUUGGAGUGGAAGAGGGUUGUUGAAUGUGGUCACCCCAAUAAUACUUUACCAUCAAAAAGAGUAGUGUUGAACGCUUGCAUUAUCAGAAAAAAAAAAAUUUUUAGAUUGCCUGUGCUUUUUGUUUUCUAUAUAAUAUAUAUAUAUAUAACAUAACAUACAUAUACACAUAUAAAUAUAUAUAUAACAAAACUCAGGCACCCCGUUAUGUUAACUUUUAUGUUUUAUGUUUUAUGCUAACUUUUGCCGCCAUGAGAUCGCCGGUGUUUGAAACGUUAGCAACACUUGUCAAAA
Nematostella vectensis (starlet sea anemone) is the source of this 2707-nucleotide messenger RNA. Its product is annotated as NADP-dependent oxidoreductase domain-containing protein 1. Gene Ontology annotation, biological process: L-proline biosynthetic process. The record is from RefSeq and is a predicted model, not a curated record. The transcript has 14 exons. NCBI's taxonomy places the organism in Eukaryota, Metazoa, Cnidaria, Anthozoa, Actiniaria, Edwardsiidae. Bases 48 to 1139 code for a protein of 363 amino acids. Gene Ontology annotation, molecular function: pyrroline-5-carboxylate reductase activity.